This is a messenger RNA of Neofelis nebulosa (Clouded leopard), 6096 nucleotides long. RefSeq names its product myosin-1. The record is from RefSeq and is a predicted model, not a curated record. Bases 78 to 5987 code for a protein of 1969 amino acids. Gene Ontology annotation, cellular component: myosin complex. Gene Ontology annotation, molecular function: cytoskeletal motor activity; actin filament binding; ATP binding. Lineage: Eukaryota; Metazoa; Chordata; Mammalia; Carnivora; Felidae. The transcript has 38 exons.
UUACAGUUCUGACCCACUUCAAGGUUGCAUCUCUAAGGCAGGGUCUUGGACUGGGCUGCUGCCAAUAACCCGCAGCCAUGAGUUCCGACGCCGAGAUGGCCAUCUUUGGGGAGGCAGCUCCGUACCUCCGAAAGUCUGAAAAGGAGCGCAUUGAGGCCCAGAAUAAGCCUUUUGAUGCCAAGACAUCAGUCUUUGUGGCGGACCCUAAAGAGUCCUUCGUGAAAGCAACAGUGCAAAGCAGGGAAGGGGGGAAGGUGACAGCCAAGACUGAAGGAGGGGCGACUGUAACCGUGAAAGAGGACCAAGUCUACCCCAUGAACCCUCCCAAAUACGACAAGAUCGAGGACAUGGCCAUGAUGACGCACCUGCACGAGCCGGCCGUGCUGUACAACCUCAAAGAGCGUUACGCAGCCUGGAUGAUCUACACCUACUCAGGCCUGUUCUGUGUCACCGUCAACCCCUAUAAGUGGUUGCCAGUGUACAAUGCAGAGGUGGUGACGGCCUACCGAGGCAAGAAGCGCCAGGAGGCCCCGCCCCACAUCUUCUCCAUCUCCGACAACGCCUAUCAGUUCAUGCUGACGGAUCGGGAGAAUCAGUCUAUCUUAAUCACCGGAGAAUCCGGGGCGGGGAAGACCGUGAACACCAAGCGUGUCAUCCAGUACUUUGCAACAAUUGCAGUCACUGGGGAGAAGAAGAAGGAGGAAGUUACUUCGGGCAAAAUUCAGGGGACUCUGGAAGAUCAAAUCAUCAGCGCCAACCCCCUACUGGAGGCCUUUGGCAACGCCAAGACCGUGAGGAACGACAACUCCUCUCGCUUUGGUAAAUUCAUCAGGAUCCACUUCGGUACCACGGGAAAACUGGCUUCUGCUGAUAUUGAAACAUAUCUUCUGGAGAAGUCUAGAGUUACUUUCCAGCUGAAGGCAGAAAGAAGCUACCACAUUUUUUAUCAGAUCAUGUCUAACAAGAAGCCAGACCUAAUUGAAAUGCUCCUGAUCACCACCAACCCUUAUGACUAUGCCUUCGUCAGUCAAGGGGAGAUCACAGUCCCCAGCAUUGAUGACCAAGAGGAGCUGAUGGCCACAGAUAGUGCCAUCGAAAUCCUGGGCUUCACCUCUGAUGAAAGAGUCUCCAUCUACAAGCUCACGGGGGCUGUGAUGCAUUAUGGGAACAUGAAGUUCAAGCAGAAGCAGCGUGAGGAGCAGGCCGAGCCAGAUGGCACCGAAGUUGCUGACAAGGCAGCCUACCUCCAGAGUCUGAACUCUGCUGACCUGCUCAAAGCCCUCUGCUACCCCAGGGUCAAGGUCGGCAACGAGUACGUCACCAAAGGCCAGACUGUGCAGCAGGUAAGUGAACGGCCUCAAUCAAUCACACACAUCCCCAGCCUUCUCAACACGUCUUUGGUAACGGCAACAAUCAUUACUCUGUCCACGAAGGUAUACAACGCAGUGGGCGCCCUGGCCAAGGCCGUCUACGAGAAGAUGUUCCUGUGGAUGGUCACCCGCAUCAACCAGCAGCUGGACACCAAGCAGCCCAGACAGUACUUCAUCGGGGUCCUGGACAUCGCCGGCUUUGAGAUCUUUGAUUUCAACAGCCUGGAGCAGCUGUGCAUCAACUUCACCAACGAGAAGCUGCAACAGUUCUUCAACCACCACAUGUUCGUGCUGGAGCAGGAGGAGUACAAGAAGGAGGGCAUCGAGUGGACGUUCAUCGACUUCGGGAUGGACCUGGCUGCCUGCAUCGAGCUCAUCGAGAAGCCUAUGGGAAUCUUCUCCAUCCUAGAGGAGGAGUGCAUGUUCCCCAAGGCUACAGACACCUCCUUCAAAAACAAGCUGUAUGAGCAGCAUAUUGGAAAGUCCGCCAACUUCCAGAAGCCCAAGGUGGUCAAAGGCAAGGCCGAGGCCCACUUCUCGCUGAUCCACUACGCUGGCACUGUGGACUACAACAUUGCCGGCUGGCUGGACAAGAACAAGGACCCCCUGAAUGAGACCGUGGUUGGGCUGUACCAGAAGUCCGCAAUGAAGACUCUGGCUUUCCUCUUCACUGGGGGAGCAGCUGCUGAAGCAGAGGCUGGUGGUGGGAAGAAAGGCGGCAAGAAGAAGGGUUCUUCUUUCCAGACUGUGUCUGCUCUCUUCAGGGAGAAUCUGAAUAAGCUGAUGACUAACCUGAGGAGCACUCACCCCCACUUUGUACGCUGCAUCAUCCCCAAUGAAACCAAAACCCCCGGGGCCAUGGAGCAUGAACUUGUCCUGCACCAGCUGAGGUGUAACGGAGUGCUGGAAGGCAUCCGCAUCUGCAGGAAGGGGUUCCCCAGCAGAAUCCUUUAUGCAGACUUCAAACAGAGAUACAAGGUAUUAAAUGCAAGUGCAAUCCCUGAAGGGCAGUUCAUUGACAGCAAGAAGGCUUCUGAGAAGCUCCUUGGGUCCAUCGACGUUGACCACACCCAGUAUAAAUUUGGUCACACCAAGGUCUUUUUCAAAGCUGGUCUUCUGGGGCUUCUAGAGGAGAUGCGAGACGAGAAGCUGGCCCAGCUGAUUACCCGAACCCAGGCCAGGUGCAGAGGCUUCUUGGCCAGAGUGGAGUACCAGAGGAUGGUGGAGAGAAGAGAGUCCAUCUUCUGCAUCCAGUACAACAUCCGCGCCUUCAUGAACGUCAAGCACUGGCCCUGGAUGAAGCUGUAUUUCAAGAUCAAGCCCCUCCUCAAGAGCGCCGAGACCGAGAAGGAGAUGGCCAACAUGAAGGAAGAAUUUGAGAAGACCAAGGAAGAGCUGGCGAAGUCAGAGGCAAAAAGGAAAGAACUUGAGGAGAAGAUGGUUGCUCUGAUGCAAGAGAAAAAUGACCUGCAACUCCAGGUCCAAGCUGAAGCAGACAGCUUGGCUGAUGCAGAGGAAAGGUGCGAUCAGCUGAUUAAAACGAAAAUCCAGCUGGAGGCCAAGAUCAAGGAGGUGACUGAGAGAGCUGAGGAUGAGGAGGAGAUCAAUGCCGAGCUGACGGCCAAGAAGAGGAAACUGGAGGAUGAGUGUUCAGAGCUCAAGAAAGACAUCGAUGACCUUGAGCUGACCCUGGCCAAGGUUGAAAAGGAGAAGCAUGCCACAGAGAACAAGGUGAAAAACCUCACGGAAGAGAUGGCAGGCCUGGACGAAACCAUCGCUAAGCUGACCAAGGAGAAGAAGGCCCUCCAGGAGGCCCACCAGCAGACCCUGGAUGACCUACAGGCAGAAGAGGACAAGGUCAACACGCUGACCAAAGCUAAAAUCAAGCUUGAACAACAAGUGGAUGACCUUGAAGGAUCCCUGGAACAAGAAAAGAAAAUCCGCAUGGACCUAGAAAGAGCCAAGAGGAAACUGGAGGGAGACCUAAAAUUGGCCCAAGAAUCCACAAUGGAUGUUGAAAAUGACAAGCAGCAACUCGAUGAGAAACUCAAAAAGAAAGAGUUUGAAAUGAGCAAUCUGCAAAGCAAGAUUGAAGACGAGCAGGCCCUUGCCAUGCAGCUACAGAAGAAGAUCAAGGAGUUACAGGCCCGCAUCGAGGAGCUGGAGGAGGAAAUCGAGGCAGAGAGGGCCUCCCGGGCCAAAGCAGAGAAGCAGCGUUCGGACCUCUCCCGGGAACUGGAGGAGAUCAGCGAGCGGCUGGAAGAAGCCGGCGGGGCCACUUCCGCCCAGAUCGAGAUGAACAAGAAGCGGGAGGCCGAGUUCCAGAAGAUGCGCAGGGACCUGGAGGAGGCCACCCUGCAGCACGAAGCCACGGCGGCCACCCUGAGGAAGAAGCACGCGGACAGCAUGGCCGAGCUGGGGGAGCAGAUAGACAACCUACAGAGGGUCAAGCAGAAGCUGGAGAAGGAGAAGAGCGAGUUGAAGAUGGAGAUCGACGACCUGGCCAGUAACAUGGAGACCGUCUCCAAGGCCAAGGGGAACCUGGAAAAGAUGUGCCGCACUCUAGAAGACCAGGUGAGUGAACUUAAGACCAAGGAAGAGGAGCAGCAGCGGCUGAUCAAUGACCUGACGGCUCAGAGAGCGCGUCUGCAGACAGAAUCAGGUGAAUUCUCACGCCAGCUAGAUGAAAAGGACUCGUUAGUUUCUCAGCUCUCAAGGGGCAAACAAGCAUUCACACAACAGAUUGAGGAACUAAAAAGGCAGCUUGAAGAGGAGAUAAAGGCCAAGAGUGCACUGGCCCACGCCCUGCAAUCAGCCCGCCAUGACUGUGACCUGCUGCGUGAACAGUAUGAGGAGGAGCAGGAGGGCAAGGCUGAGCUGCAGAGGGCAAUGUCCAAGGCCAACAGCGAGGUGGCCCAGUGGAGGACCAAAUACGAGACGGAUGCUAUCCAGCGCACAGAGGAGCUGGAGGAGGCCAAGAAGAAGCUGGCCCAGCGUCUGCAGGACGCCGAGGAGCACGUAGAAGCGGUGAACGCCAAAUGUGCCUCCCUGGAGAAGACGAAGCAGCGGCUCCAGAACGAAGUGGAGGACCUCAUGCUCGACGUGGAGAGAACAAACGCGGCCUGCGCGGCCCUGGACAAGAAGCAGAGGAACUUCGACAAGAUCCUGGCAGAAUGGAAACAGAAGUAUGAAGAAACUCAUGCUGAACUUGAAGCUUCCCAAAAGGAGUCCCGCUCCCUUAGCACAGAGCUGUUCAAGAUUAAGAAUGCUUAUGAGGAAUCCUUAGACCAACUUGAAACCCUGAAGCGGGAAAAUAAGAAUUUGCAACAGGAGAUUUCUGACCUUACUGAGCAGAUUGCAGAAGGAGGGAAACGUAUCCAUGAACUAGAAAAAGUAAAGAAGCAAAUUGAACAUGAAAAGUCUGAACUUCAGGCUGCUCUAGAGGAGGCAGAGGCAUCUCUUGAACACGAAGAGGGAAAGAUCCUGCGCAUCCAGCUGGAGUUGAACCAAGUCAAGUCUGAAAUCGACAGGAAAAUCGCUGAAAAGGAUGAGGAAAUUGACCAGCUGAAGAGAAACCACAUCAGAGUCGUGGAGUCGAUGCAGAGCACCCUGGAUGCUGAGAUCAGGAGCAGGAAUGAUGCUAUCAGGCUCAAGAAGAAGAUGGAGGGAGACCUCAAUGAAAUGGAAAUCCAGCUGAACCACGCCAACCGCAUGGCUGCAGAGGCCCUGAGGAACUACAGGAACACCCAGGCCAUCCUCAAAGACACCCAGCUGCACCUGGACGACGCGCUCCGGGGCCAGGAGGACCUGAAGGAGCAGCUGGCCAUGGUGGAGCGCAGGGCCAACCUACUGCAGGCUGAGAUCGAGGAGCUGCGGGCGACCCUGGAGCAGACGGAGAGGAGCAGGAAAAUCGCAGAACAGGAGCUCCUGGACGCCAGUGAGCGCGUCCAGCUCCUCCACACCCAAAACACCAGCCUGAUCAACACCAAGAAGAAGCUGGAGACAGACAUCUCCCAGAUCCAGGGAGAGAUGGAAGACAUUGUCCAGGAAGCCCGCAACGCAGAAGAGAAGGCCAAGAAGGCCAUCACGGAUGCGGCCAUGAUGGCCGAGGAGCUGAAGAAGGAGCAGGACACCAGCGCCCACCUGGAGCGGAUGAAGAAGAACCUGGAGCAGACGGUGAAGGACCUUCAGCACCGUCUGGACGAGGCUGAGCAGCUGGCCCUGAAGGGCGGGAAGAAGCAGAUCCAGAAACUGGAGGCCAGGGUACGCGAACUUGAAGGAGAAGUUGAAAGUGAACAGAAGCGCAAUGUUGAAACUGUCAAGAGUCUACGCAAACACGAGAGAAGAGUAAAGGAACUCACUUACCAGACUGAGGAAGACCGCAAGAAUGUGCUCAGGCUCCAAGAUCUCGUGGACAAACUGCAAGCGAAGGUGAAAGCUUAUAAGAGACAAGCUGAGGAAGCGGAGGAACAAUCCAAUGUCAACCUCUCCAAAUUCCGCAAGCUCCAGCACGAGCUGGAGGAGGCCGAGGAACGGGCUGACAUUGCCGAGUCCCAGGUCAACAAGCUGCGGGUGAAGAGCCGGGAGGUCCACACGAAAAUCAUAAGUGAAGAGUAAUUCAACCAAAUGCUGAAAAGUGACCAAAGAAAUGCACAAAAUGUGAACAUCUUUGUCACUCUGUUUUCUACUCCGGAUUUUUGCAGAUAAAAAAUUUAUCCGCAAAUAA